Molecule: messenger RNA, 491 nt
Organism: Dromiciops gliroides (monito del monte)
Lineage: Eukaryota; Metazoa; Chordata; Mammalia; Microbiotheria; Microbiotheriidae
Gene: CXCL13
Product: C-X-C motif chemokine ligand 13
Exons: 4
Coding region: 75-410 (111 amino acids)
Biological process (GO): antimicrobial humoral immune response mediated by antimicrobial peptide; chemokine-mediated signaling pathway; neutrophil chemotaxis
Cellular component (GO): extracellular region
Molecular function (GO): chemokine activity; CXCR chemokine receptor binding
Source: RefSeq, a predicted model, not a curated record
CAGAUCGUGAAUCAAGCCUGCCUCUUCCCCUUCUUCCUCUUCCUCCUCUUCCUCCUCUUCCUUGUCAAGCCAGAAUGAAAUCCACUACUGCCUCCGUGGUUGUGGUUCUGCUGAUGGUCAUCAAUAACCCUUCGGUGCAAGGUAUUCUAGAGACCAAUGAUGCCAACCAGAAGUGCAAGUGCCUCAGGAUGUCUGAAGGAGUCCCUUUACACUCGAUUAAAACAAUAUUUAUUUCACCACCUAGUGGAGGUUGCCGAAAUACAGAAUUCAUAGUCACAUUGAAAUCUGGGGGGAAAAUAUGUGUGGAUCCAAAAUGCAAAUGGUUGAACCUUGUCUUAAGAAAUUUAAGAAGAAACAAGGCUACCACACCAAAUGUGAAUAUUCAGAAACAACACCGGGAUUCCACAUAAGAUCAUCUGGGCUUGUCUUCCUUCCUGUUGUGAAUCUUCAUUUCUUUUAUUAAUUGCUUUUGUUUCCAUGAAAUGUUUUUG